GCAGAAAGUUGGACACUGCACUCCAUCUCCAGGCAGAGAGAGGGUAAGCGGGGGAGACAAGUUUUGGCCGAGAAUCGUGAGGCUGUUUGACCGAGCUCUGAAAAACAGCCGGAAAUCUGGUUGUCUGAGAUACAUCAAAUGCUCCGGUUCAUCUGUUUCUGCGGGAUUGGUAAUCUGGUGGAAAGCAGCAGAAGCGUCGGAGGUAGGGGCUUGGAGGCGCAGGUGGGAGGUUUUCUGGCUGUGCCGUAGCAGCCGGCCUAGAAAGGGCCUGUAGAGAGAGCGAGCGAGAGAUGGCGACGACAUGAAAUUGCGCGUCACAGUCGAGUUUAUUCGUGUCCUGGUAACGAAGAUGCGGUGUCUUUUAUGGAUCGGGUUAGUUGAGUUCCAAACUACGUCGAAGAACAUGACGAUCGUUAUGAGGUUUUGGAGCGACUAGUGAGUGCAGUGACGUGGAUAGUGUUGGGGAAGCUUGUUUGGAACCCCGCAGAUCCGAAGUUUGGCCCUCGGGGCAAGACUAUCUGUGUCAUCUGUCUCUCUGAUUGUCGAGGCACGGACAAGUUUCCUCCUUCUGAAGGUGCCAUUUCUUCCAACGAGGAAGCACUCAGUGGCGGUUGGUGAUUCGCGUGCUGUUAUCGGAAGGUUGUGAAAUUCGUAUCCGUUCGUGGGAGCGCGACACUUUUGGGCUUUUUCUGUUGUGACAGGGGAGUCGAACGACGACAGAGCUUGAGCAGGAGACCAGGCUUUGUAGGUAGGUUUUGGUUGUGAGGUGAAGUGCAGGCGUGACUUAGUCUGGACACAGUUGGAAGUGGGCACCUUUGCGAGCAUCCUUCAUCCUUCUUGAAUUGGGUGGGACGGCAAGCUUUCACUUGCCCAGGAGACCUGAUAGAAUGGAGGUUUGGCUGCAGCUACUGUAGGUUUCAGUUUGAUCAGAUCUACCCUUCUGAGAGCUGGUCUGGCCUUCAAACAUCGAACAAGUUCUACGAGGGCUUUACGCCAGGACUAAACAAAACUUCAGCAGCAAAAUGACGUUUGAGAACGAGAGCUCAGUGUAUGUUGGAGGGCUGGCAUACACUAGCACAGAAGAAGAGCUGCAGGAUGCAUUUGAUGGUUAUGGGGAGAUACUGUCCAUAAAGGUUGUGUCUCGUUCCUCUCAUUAUCUCUCCAGUCUUUCUCUUCUUAUAACAUGUUGGCUGCAGCCCAUGAAGUCUGCUACUGGUGUCCAUUUUCAAGGCACUAAAUUUACAGAUUAUGGCCAAUCUUUAUAUGAUAUUCGGAGGGCUUCUCUUCAUGUAAGUGUUUUUGGAUACCUACGGCAAAGCACCGCGCCCGGCACUUGGAUUUAUUCUUCUGUAGCCAAACGUCUUCGUCACUCGUCGCAGGGCUUUGGUUCCCUGAAGCCCAUCUAAGUUUUCUCAGAAUCAAAGUGGGCCACUGCAAAUUCGUCCAAGAAGCUGACGCUUGAAUUAUUCAUUUUUUUUGCCUCGCUCUCUGAGCUUACAAGGUAACUGUUUUCAUCAAUUUCCGUGGAGCAAGUUUAAUGUUCAAGUGGCAUUCAAUGUGACGGAAAUCCGUCACUGAAAUUCGUCUUCUCUCGUAGCAGUUUCGUCUCGCCUUUGAGAUCAUCAGACGGCUUUUAUGUUCCUCACAUGGAAAAGUUCAGAUGGUUCACGAUACGAGACAAAGAGACAUCUUUCUCAGACAUUGGAGGUCUUGAAAUGUGUAGGGGUUGUCGUACUCUUGACAAGGAUUGGAAGAUGGAAAGGUUACACCUAAGAAAACCUUGCCAUCAGUUUUCCGUGCUUGCAUUAUCCAUCGUGUUGAUGUCAAAAUAGCACACCGGUAGAUUUCCUUCUAUACGCAGGAAGAGCGCUGAAUGAACAAAGAAGAAUAAUGCUAUGCGGGUGUCAGUGUUCCUUACCAGCAUGCUCAGAGUCUUUUCUAUGUUGCAGCUCCUAUCGUUGGCAGUGGAGUUCUAUUUUUUACACUGCCUGAGGCUGCUUAACAAGUUGUCCCUGAGUUUUUUUAAACUUCUGCUACUCUUAUCCAUCAUCUGAUGGCGGCGACAAGUUCUGCAUCUCCAUGAAGCUGGCCACAUCUCGAGGAGAUUCCCUUGCUAUGAGUCAUGAGGUUCUUACACCUAAUGAGACUAAAUUGCUGGUGAUCAUCCAGCAAUUUCUCUCCAGGCGUGCAGCACAUUGUAAUCUCUUCCUUUUUACAUGAAAGGAUGCCAAGUCAGCCUUGUUAUUAGGGGUCUCAAUUGACUCAGUCAGGACGCCUCAUACCGAGAGAUGAUUUUUAUUCAUCUAUUUGCUUUAAGGCAUCAAGACUUUCAUCUUUCUAAUUGGAGGCCUUCAAGAUUCCGAGCUGCAAAAAAUGUUCUUGCCAACUGUCUUUCAAUUCGUUUGAGAUGAAUCUCAAAUGAGUUGUGAUUGUCUAUGAUCGGGAAACUGGACAGUCAAGGGGGUUUGGAUUCGUGACUUUCUCAAAUCCCCGCUCUGCUUCUAAAGCCAUCAGUGAGUUGGAUGGUGGGAUAAUUGGUGGAAGAACCGUUCGUGUAAAUGAAGUAAGGAAACACGCAGGAAUGAACGGAAAAAUGCCAGUUCCUUUUCGCGAUCGGGAUUUUGACAUAAGGGACAAAGACAGGGAGAGGGAACGACAUCGUGACAGAGGAGAACGCACUGGACGUGGUCGACUUUCACCUCCACGUAACCGAAGAACAUCUCCUGGUAUCGGUCGCUCCAAUCGGGGUCGCUCUCCUUUAAAUGCCUCCAUUGGACGGAACAGAGGUCGAUCACCAGAUAUGUCUUCCAGUCAAGGGCGCUCAGCUCGGGCUCGUUCGCCCGUUCCUCGACGAAGCUGCACUCCCUUGAAAGAACGGAGUCCUUCGCUUGAUUCAUCAUCAGCUGGGAGACACCGUGCACGCACUUCUGCAACAUCACAAUCUCCUAAUAGUUCCGAGCAAUUGCGUCAGUUGCAGGAAACUCCGGUUCGGGUCCCACCUCCACCACCUCCAAGGGUAGUGAAGCUUGAGAAGCGUAAGGCUCUAAGUGGCCAUCCAGAAUCUCUGAAGGUUCGGGAAGAACUUGACAAAGCUCAUCAGAGUCGACAAGAACUUGAAGAAAAGGUGGCACAGCUUACGGGUGCAGUGGAGCGUGCUGAGGAGACAGUUGCCGCUCUACAUAACAGAUCAAAGAAAUUAGAGGAGGCCUUGGAGAAUUCUAUAACAGCCGCAACCAAUAGGCAACUUUUAUUGAGAAAGAUGCAAAGAGGAAUAUUACAAGUGAAGGAUAGCUCAGAGCGGUUGAGCCGACACGAGAAAGAGCUGAAGAUGCUCAUGAAUACAAUAGCGUCUGAUAUCGAGGUGCUGGAAGAAGGGGACGUUAUGGUCAAUGGGGGGCAUUUUGACGGUGAGGGAAAAGUGGAUGACGACAUGAUGCUGCUACUCAGUGACAAGGCCAUUGGCAUGCACUAAAUACUACUGUCAUACAUCUUUACUUUAUUUGCUUUUUGCUAUUCCGUUGAAUCAUAGUUUAAAACUCAUGUUGAUGAUCGUGAAUAUUGACGUUCUUCUUGAGCGUUUGAGUUACCCUUGUAUGCAUAUGUAGGAGUAGGAGUUCAAUUCUGAUGAUUGAUUUGCAGAUGUAAGGAGAGGAAGAAGUUUUGUCUAGCCAGCCAACAACCAGCAGCUGCUAUUUCUUGUACAUACUUUCAUCCUUACGUAGUCUACAUCUUUAUAUUUCAAGUUGUCCAGAGUUUCAAAAGUAAGAACGUUCCCGAGUUUGUACCCACCCCAAGCAGAAUGAUUUUACCGAAUUUUGAGG
This is a messenger RNA of Marchantia polymorpha subsp. ruderalis, 3821 nucleotides long. NCBI's taxonomy places the organism in Eukaryota, Viridiplantae, Streptophyta, Marchantiopsida, Marchantiales, Marchantiaceae. The record is from the annotation of a GenBank genome assembly.